Messenger RNA from Amphiprion ocellaris (clown anemonefish), 4273 nucleotides. RefSeq names its product nuclear distribution protein nudE homolog 1-like. Gene Ontology annotation, biological process: centrosome localization; establishment of mitotic spindle orientation; vesicle transport along microtubule. Gene Ontology annotation, cellular component: kinetochore; kinesin complex; centrosome. The transcript is spliced from 9 exons. The coding region runs from base 138 to 1187 and encodes 349 amino acids. Gene Ontology annotation, molecular function: microtubule binding. Lineage: Eukaryota; Metazoa; Chordata; Actinopteri; Pomacentridae. The record is from RefSeq and is a predicted model, not a curated record.
GACUGGUCUUGGACAAUAUAAAUGGCAACAUUUAUUGUUCGACGUCUUCCCGAAGCAGUAGCAACUUUGCGGUGUCCCACUCAAGGCGUGUUGUGGUGUGACAGAAGAGCUUGCUGUGCACCGGGACUAGGCCGGAGAUGGGGGAUCCGGAGCCUCCAGAGUUUGGGUCCCUGGAGGAAGAGCUGGAGUACUGGAAGGAACAGGCUGCCAGGCACCAACAGAGUGCGGAGGAAGCCCAGGAGGAGCUGCAGGAGUUUCAGCAGAUGAGUCGGGACUACGAGGUGGAGCUGGAGACUGAGCUGAAACAGUGUGAGGCGCGAAACCGUGAGCUUCUUUCUGCCAAUAACCGCCUGCGUAUGGAACUGGAAAACUACAAGGAUAAAUAUGAGACUCAGCACUCUGAGGCCUGCCGGCAAAUCUCCCACCUGGAGGGAGACCUGGCUGAAACCACUGCCAUCAGAGACCAGCUUCAUAAAUAUAUCAGAGAGCUGGAACAGGCCAAUGAUGACCUGGAGAGGGCCAAGAGGGCAACUAUCAUGUCGCUGGAGGAUUUUGAGCAGAGAAUGAACCAGGUUAUAGAGAGGAACGCCUUCCUUGAAAGCGAGCUGGAUGAGAAGGAGAAUCUUUUAGAGUCCGUCCAGAGACUGAAAGAUGAAGCCAGAGACCUGAGGCAGGAGCUUGCGGUGCAGCAAAAGCAGCAGGUACAGGACAGGAAGCCGUCCAUCAGCAGUGCAGUCAAAGAGCCGGCGUCGUCAUCGGCCACCGGGUUGCCCACUCCUCCUCUCACCCCCUCAGACAAAAGAACAGAGGACAAAACCACAUCUUCCUCCCCUAACCAGCCCCUUCCUUCCACACCGUCCCGACCCCAAGCCUCCACAGAGCCCUUCACAACCCCACUGCCCUCCAUCAGCAGAGGUGAAAGCCUUUCUGCGACUCCUCUCACCACAUCAGCGAGAAUAUCGGCUUUGAACAUUGUUGGAGAGCUCCUGAGGAAAGUUGGGAACCUGGAGUCCAAGCUGGCAUCAUGUCGGGAAUAUGUCAACGAGCAGACAGGUAAUCGUAGAGCUGGUGGACAGGGAGCAGCAGUGGGCCAGAACAAUUCAGAGAGCCAUCCUUCCAAUGGCCUCUACAACAAAGGGCUGGUGAAGAGGUUAGAUUUUGGAACGGGAUCCAAGCUGCUGCUUUGAAAGUGAAAACAUCCUUAAUCCUCCUGAGCCGCUCGGCCCUUCCUCUCUGUCACACCGGGAUGUCCCAAAUAUAACGGUACUGUGUGUUACGUCACAAAGGUCAUCAGCCUCAGUGCCUCUUUAGGACACAGGACAUGGAAAACUCAUAAGAAGCUGCAGUGAUGAAAUGGGUGGAUACGCUACUAUGGAUACUUUGGGAUGUCUGCUACUAGCUCAGACAUGCAGAUUUUUGUUUAUUACCAGGAGUUCUUUUCUGCACUCGCACUUGGAUUUAACUAAUUUACUGAACUCAUGCCGCAUGUAACCACCUCACCUCCUUUUGCUUGGACGUAUUUUGCGCAUUUUUUUCCCCACUGUCCCUCUCAAGGUGUUUUCAGCCUGAACAUGAAGUAAAUUUUAGAGCAAGUUUUAGAGAUUUCAUAUGGAAUUCAUUAAAACUGAUGCAGGUUUUCUUUAGGUAGCGAGAAUUGAGGUGAAGAUGUGCAGAAAGAAGGUGGAAGUGUUUGGGGAAAAGGCUGUAACACUUAAAUGCAGGACAUUAUUUUGCACAGUGUACAGAAAAAGAUGGAAUUUCCAGAAGGAAAGUUAGCAUUAAUGUACAGAGACAAAAGGAGCAAAGCUGAACCCAUGCACACCUUUCCAGAAGUCCAACACUAGCAUUAUACCAGCAUUAGUUCUCCCUAAUGCACAUGUGCACAGUUUUUGGAGAACUUUAGAUUCUCAGUGUCUUCCUGCUCUUUAUGUAAUCCCAGACUGAUUCCAUGGUGAUGAAAUCAGGACUCUGUGGGGUUCAGAUCAUUUGUUGCAGGACUCCUUGUUCUUCUUGUGAAGGUAGUUCUUUAUAACUGUCUGGAUGUUGGGUGGUGCUGUUGUGAUCUGGAAGCGGUAAUCUAACCUGCUGAGUUUUAGCAAAGUGAAAAUUUGCUUUAUGAUUGUCCUAACACACCUUGAGUGUGCCUGAUGGCUAAACACUGGAUUGGCAAUUUUAUCUACACAAAAAGAAUUGUUAAUUGUUUAAUCUUGUCUUAAUAUCCUGAACACCUGACAGUCAGCAGGCUUCUACAGUUGCAAUUGUUAAAAAAAGGAUCACAAUGUGUCGCCGAAGAAAUCCCACGAAGUGCCACUGAUAUUAGACAGAAUAAAAAUUGAAGUAGAUUUCUCUGGUUGGCACAUGCUGUAGCCCAGACAAAGUGAAUCUUUUAGAUCUUUACAGAUCAACUAGUUUCCUUACCAUAAUCUGCAAAGAACAUGACAUUUCAAAUCUGUGCUGCCACCCAUACAUUACUGAGGUAUAGAAUUUGAAAUUACUGCUUGCAAAGAAGGAGUAGUGAGAGUGGAGCUGACCUUGCAUAAGCAAACAUGCUGUGCUUCUGCGUGAGUCUCAAGAUUUUAACGAAAUGUGUUUUUUAUUACCAUGUCAGCUGUUAUAAAAAGUUAGUUAUUCAAAGUAUAUUGUUCAGUGGGGAAAAUACUUUGCAUUUCACAUGAGAAACUUUGGAAGGAUCAUACAGCACAUCGUGGCCAUGAGGGGUUGUGCAUCUUAUAGCUGCCUUACUUAAUGUUUUUUGUUAACAAUGAGUUAAAUGAUAUGUAUGGCUUGUUGCAGGGAAAAGGUAUCUCACCAUCUCUGCAGUUUUAUGUAGCUUUCUGUUUAGCCUCUAGUUUUGUUUGUAAGGCUCUUCAAAUGAAUGGUUCACUCUCACCGCUCUGUCAGUUGUUUGUAAAAAUUUAUAUUUUCAGUGUUUUCAAGAUGAAUGAUUGCUUUCUCUCCAUGUAAGGAAGGGUAUGUUAUUGCUUCUCUGUACAGAUACUAAAGCUCCUGGCUCAAAAUUAUUAAGCUGAGAAAGUAAAAUUAUUGGUAUCUAAAUCGAGUAACAUAAUGUGAAUCCUGAAAUUGUUCAGAUCAAUUGUUUUACUAGAGAAGACUUAAGUGGGCUAAUCUUCUUUGUCAGUACUGACAGAUUGCAGGAACCCAUUUUGAUUUACACUUAGCAUUGCCUGCGCUGGACUGAUUAUCUAAAAGAGUCUAAAUUGAUUUAGCUGUAGAAAAGAGUAAUGCUGAGGCACUUUCAUACAUUAGUGCUACAUCCUGUGUUGUUUUUUUUUUUGCGUCCAGAGGCACUUGAUAGCUCCCCUCGAAUAUCAAAAAAAAAAAAUAUUUGUGUGCCGUUGUUAGGCUGUAAUGGCCUGAUUAUUGUUAAAUUUACUGUGGUUAUUCAUGGUCCCCAGAGGAUGAUUGCUCACAUGAAUGCUCACUCUUCCUUUGACACUAGAAAUAUUGCAGUUUUAAAGGUGUAUUUCCAUUAAACGUAGUGAUCACAUUGACGUCCCCCAGAGAAUGAAUCUUGAGGAUUUUAAUGACCUCAGAUUUAGCACCACCUUGAGGACAUUUGGUGUCAAAUACUGAUAAGGCUGUAAGAUUAAUAGAACUGUCCAUAUGUUGUUCAGUGUGUCCAAUAAUUUGAUAAUAUGGCAUGAAAUUAACAUUGUAGAUGUAGGACACUGAUGGUGGAGAUUUGUUCCAUUGUUGUGUGGCAGACAAGUAGAGGAGGCACCUUUUUUUUUUAGACUGUGGAGAAGUUGUUUAAAAUAAGUAAAUCCCUCUGCAGAGCUCUACUUCUGUCUUUCCAGGAGUGAAAUUGGAAAUGUCUUCUGUUAAUGAGGAGAUGCAAAUACUUCAGUGAAGGCUAUUUGUGUUUUAUGUUAAAAAGUAAUAGGUUGACUUGUAGUGUUAUCUACUGUACUUCUACUGUAGGGUCGCUAACAUAGGUUGAAUAUAUGUAGGCUGUGGUUCAGUUGCUUGUGUCUGUAGGCAGCAUCGACUUUCAAGUAGAUGCUCAGGGCGAAUGUAAAGCAAAAGCAGAAGACUGGGCCUUUCCUAUGAAGAUAAAUGUGUGAAAAUAGAGGUGGAAAAAGGCUUAGUGGGGUUUUCUUUUGCCUUAUGUGACUGUUUAAAAAAAGAAAGAAAAACUACUUGCAUGCUCACAAAUGAAGUGCUCAAGAUUUGUUCUGUCUUAUGUUGUUUUUACCGUCAGUGCUGCUUAUGAUGCUUCUGAAAACAAUUAAACUGGAAAUGUAAAAAUAAA